Bemisia tabaci is the source of this 1118-nucleotide messenger RNA. RefSeq lists its product as uncharacterized. NCBI's taxonomy places the organism in Eukaryota, Metazoa, Arthropoda, Insecta, Hemiptera, Aleyrodidae. The record is from RefSeq and is a predicted model, not a curated record.
AUCCCUACUGUCCAGCAUGGUACUCACCUGGUUUCACAUGGUUUCACUAAGAAAUAGUGUGAUUUAAGUGAUAUCAGCCUCGUAUCUACUAAGAAUCAUGGCGGUUGGAGAUAGCCAUCAUUUAGAAAAUGACAGUCGGUUUCAGCUAGAUGAAAGAUUCCAUGAAGAAUUUUCGGCAAAGCAGAAGAAGAAAAGAAAGUUACAACCAGAAUCCGGCAAUACAAAGAAAAGAACUUCAAGUUUUGAGAACCAGCUCAUAGUUCGAUAUGACCCCACAAUCCCUGAACACAAGAAGUAUGAGCUCAAAUCUGGCCAAGAUCGGAAACCCACAGCAACUAAAAAGUCGGAGAGGAAAAAGAAGAAAAAAGAAAAAUUGAACAGAGUGGAGGCCGCUCCACAACCAGUUUCCGCUCAAACUUUUGUAAAAAUAUCAGAUGAUUUGAAAGGUUACUUUCAGAACAAGGAGAAGAAAAAUGAAGGUUUUAGUAUUUUGAAAAUGAUAGAAGAGGAUAAGUCUUCUGAAAGUGAUGAAUCUGAAAAGGAUGAAUCAGUAAAAGCACAAACAUCAGAAGAGCAACAUUCAUCUGUUGAGAAAAAAAUGGAAUCUAAAGCAGAAGUCCUACAUAUUGAACGGAUGGACUUGGACAAAGGAACCAAGAAAUCUUACAACGAAACUGAGCCACUAUUAUCAGCCUCAGUUGAUAGGCGAGAGUACUUCAAUCCAAAGAAAGGAAAAAUUUUCUGUCCUGAAAACGGUGUAUGGUAUGAUACCCUGUUUCCAAGAAAAGGUGACGUUCGUUUGGAAGAAGGUAUACGGUGGUUAAAUACAAAACCAAAACUACCUGAAAACUGGUCCAAGUUUAGAAGGGAGCUAUACUUUGAUGCUCUGCAAAAACAGCAGAAGAGUUUCAAGAAGUUGAAUUCCAUGAAAAAUCCGCACCAACAACGUAGAGAAAAUCAAUUGAACAAGGCUCGCAAGUACAUCCAUCGAAGCAUUAAGAUGAAGAAAGGAAAGUAAUCAUUCCUCUUCAUUAAUUAAUUUUAAUGAAUAUUUGUGUCUCUUGUUUUUUUUUUGUUUGUAAGUAUGUACAUUAUAUAAGUAUGUAUAUAAAAAAAAA